Drosophila busckii is the source of this 1720-nucleotide messenger RNA. RefSeq names its product acetylcholine receptor subunit beta-like 2 (gene nAChRbeta2). Gene Ontology annotation, biological process: chemical synaptic transmission; regulation of membrane potential; signal transduction. Gene Ontology annotation, cellular component: postsynaptic membrane; synapse; neuron projection. The transcript is spliced from 11 exons. The record is from RefSeq and is a predicted model, not a curated record. Bases 102 to 1661 code for a protein of 519 amino acids. Lineage: Eukaryota; Metazoa; Arthropoda; Insecta; Diptera; Drosophilidae. Gene Ontology annotation, molecular function: transmembrane signaling receptor activity; acetylcholine-gated monoatomic cation-selective channel activity.
GGAGAGGUCAAUACGGACAACUAAACGGCAAGCAAAAUGCAUAAAUUUGCUUAAAACAAAUAUAUUUUAGUGCAAAAAACGUAAGAGAAAUCGUUAGGAAAAUGUUGCGUUGGUGUUUCCUAGCUUUAUUCUUGCUGCUGCCACUGGCACAAACAACACCGCCUGUAAGCUUUGAGGCAAAUCCGGAUACUAAACGUCUCUACGAUGACUUGCUAAGCAAUUAUAAUCGCUUGAUACGACCCGUGGUGAAUAAUACGGAAACGCUGACCGUUUGGCUGGGUCUGAAGCUAUCGCAGCUUAUAGAGGUGAAUCUGAAGAAUCAGGUGAUGACUACAAAUCUGUGGGUGAAACAGCGCUGGUUCGACUAUAAACUGCGUUGGGAGCCGGAGGAGUAUGGCGGCGUAGAGCAGCUAUAUGUGCCCUCUGAGCAUAUUUGGGUGCCGGAUAUUGUGCUGUACAAUAAUUGGGAUGGCAACUAUGAGGUUACGCUUAUGACCAAGGCGACACUGAAGUUUACGGGGGAGGUGUUCUGGGAGCCACCGGCGAUUUACAAGUCAUCGUGUGAAAUGAAUGUCGAAUAUUUUCCAUACGAUGAGCAAAUUUGUUUCAUGAAAUUCGGCUCCUGGACCUACAAUGGUGCCCAAGUGGAUCUCAAGCACUUGGAUCAGGUGCCUGGCAGCAAUCUGGUGCAGGUGGGCAUCGAUUUAAGCGAAUUCUAUUUGUCUGUCGAGUGGGAUAUACUUGAGGUGCCGGCAACCAAGAACGAGGAAUACUAUCCGGACACACUGGAACCAUUUUCCGAUAUAACCUUCAAGCUGACCAUGCGUCGCAAGACCUUGUUCUAUACGGUGAAUUUGAUAGUGCCCUGUGUGGCAUUAACAUUUCUCACUGUGCUGGUCUUUUAUUUGCCCAGCGAUUCGGGCGAAAAGGUUACGUUAUGUAUUUCAAUACUCGUGUCUCUGACCGUGUUCUUCUUGCUGUUGGCCGAAAUUAUACCGCCGACAUCGUUGGCGGUGCCCCUGCUGGGCAAAUAUCUGCUCUUUACCAUGAUACUCGUAUCGCUGUCCGUUUGGACAACGGUCUGUGUGCUCAACAUACACUUUAGAUCUCCAUCAACGCACAAUAUGUCGCCGCUGGUGCGUAAAUUGUUUUUACAUUUUAUGCCCAAGCUGAUGAUGAUGCGACGCACACAGUACACGCUGCCCGAUUAUGAUGACUCCACGCCCAGCAAUGGCUACACCAACGAAAUCGAUGUGCGCGACAGCAUCAGCGACUUUCCCAGCGAGUUUAAGGACAGCCAAGAUGGCACAUAUGAUAAUGGCAUGCAGCCUUCUGUGGAUUCCGACAAUGUGAUACCGCGCAACUUAACACCCGAAGUGCUGCAGGCAUUGCGUGCGGUCAGAUUUAUUGCACAGCAUAUCAAGGAUGCCGACAAGGAUAACGAGAUUGUGGAGGAUUGGAAAUUCGUGUCCAUGGUGCUGGAUCGCUUCUUCCUUUGGCUCUUCACGCUCUCCUGUGUGUUCGGCACUUGCGCCAUUAUCUGCCAGUCGCCCUCGCUUUACGAUACACGCGCGCCCAUCGACCGGGAGCUGAGCGAGAUUCCGUUGCGCAAAAACAAUUUCAUGCUCCCACCUGAUAUUAUCAGGCAGGUGGUAACCUAAGCCCCAGCAAGAAGCCAAAACAAGUUAACAAUUUAGCAAACAGCUCAAUACACUUUAAA